UGUCCAUUACGCAGCGGCAGAACGACUGUAUUGCAUGACAUUUCAAUGCACCAAUCACUUGCGGAGACUGAGUCUACUUCCCUACAGUGGAAUAUCUGAGGGGAAACGGACGGACGGAGAUCUACACGGAUAUCUCAUCAUCAGCCCAGUCUGCACGGUCAGAUCGGCUGUGAGAGCUCGACGUGACACAGCGGGCCAUCGACUCCUGUUUCGACCCAGUCACCGAGUCUGCACCGGAGACAUGGCCGGUAUUUUGGCGUGGUUUUGGAACGAGAGGUUCUGGCUCCCUCAUAAUGUAACCUGGGCUGACUUAAAAAACACAGAUGAGGCAACCUUCCCCCAAGCCGAGGACCUGUAUCUGGCGUGUCCUUUAGCAUUCUGCAUCUUUAUGAUCCGGCUGGUUUUCGAAAGGUUUAUUGCCAGACCAUGUGCGAUGGGACUGAAGAUCCAAGCUAAUGGGCCUCAGAAAGCUCAGCCCAACGCCAUCCUAGAGAAGGUUUUCACUGCUAUAACCAAGCACCCAGAUGAGAAGAGACUGGAAGGCCUUUCCAAGCAGCUGGACUGGGAUGUGCGGACCAUCCAGCGCUGGUUUCGACAACGCCGCAACCAGGAGAAGCCCAGCACCCUCACUCGAUUCUGCGAAAGCAUGUGGAGAUUUACAUUCUACCUAUACAUAUUUACCUAUGGAGUCCGUUUUCUUAAAAAGACUCCAUGGCUUUGGAAUACUAAAGAGUGUUGGUACAACUACCCUUACCAGCCACUAACUGUGGACAUCCAUUAUUACUACAUACUGGAGCUGUCUUUCUACCUGUCUUUACUCUUUUCUCAAUUCACAGACAUCAGGAGGAAGGAUUUCCUGAUCAUGUUCUUGCACCAUGUGGCAACAAUCUCCCUCAUCACCUUCUCCUAUGUGAACAACAUGGCACGAGUGGGAACGCUGGUCAUGUGUCUCCAUGAUGCAGCGGACGUGCUGAUAGAGGCUGCUAAGAUGGCGAACUAUGCCAAAUGCCAGAUACUGUGCAACCUCCUGUUUGCAAUGUUUGCAAUUCUCUUCAUAAGCUCAAGGCUGGGAGUUUACCCUGUCUGGAUUUUAAACACCACCUUGUUUGAGAGCUGGGAGAUCGUGGGGCCUUACCCAUCCUGGUGGGUUUUCAACCUGCUUCUGAUCCUUCUGCAGCUUCUUCACUCCUUCUGGUCCUACCUCAUAGUGAAGACAGCAUGCCGAGCCAUCUCUAAAGGAAAAGUGGGAAAAUGGAAUCCUUUACAUGUGUCUAAAGAUGACCGCAGUGACAUUGAGUCCAGCUCUGAUGAGGACGAUAGCCCCCCGCCCAAUCAGAAGCACCACAGCAGCACCACCAACGGGACCAACAAAACUCACGGGACCAACGGCUACCUGACAGGAGCCCCUUAUCCUGAUGAACACUGACUAAACUGAUAUCACAACACUGGAGCCAUGCUACAGACACCCUCCAUCAAUUUAUGUGUGCGUGUGUGUGUGUGUGUGUGUGUGUGUGUGUGUGUAUUUGAGUGUAUGGUGGAGACAUGAACAGCUUUGCCUGUCUGGUACUGGAAGUUCUUGAUACAUUUAUGUGAAUGCAGUUUUGUUAUCAGUUUGAUCCUUUACUAAUUUCCUUGCGCAGUUUCUUCUCUUCAUCUAUAUAUUUGCAUCAAACUGCACUCAGUGAAAUAUCGAAGCACUCCCAUCAGUACACCCCACACUCUUUUUAGCAAAUGAAUGAAAGCAUUCCACUUUAUGGUGUAAGCAUGCUACUUAAACAUUCAGUAGACUGGCAUACUGGGGGUAUGUUUUUAUGUUUGUGUCUCUCUAUGUUAUUUAUUUUUUUAUAAAUACGUUUGCAGAUGGUAGUCAAACAUCUAUCCUACUUUGAUGUCAUUGUUAAAUGAUCUUGAACAACUGCACAGCUGUUUUUCACAUCACAGUAUUAGCAAAGUGCUGAAAAUCUGGGUUUACUUUAAUCGCUACACCCCCAAAGACAUGCCAAAACGAUGACUGAGUUCGUCUUCACUCACAAAUGAAUGGUAAUGUGUGAAGUUUACUCACAUUUCAGAAUACCAACAUUUUACACUCAGACUGUAUAUGAGAUGUCAAUUAACAGUAUUAUGUGUGUGCAUCACAUAUGGCUAGAUGCUGUAUUCCCUAUUGACGCAUUUUGUUAAGUAUUCUGGUACAUUUCUGGUAAGCAUUUCAUUAAAGGUCAUUUGCCCUGUUAUGAGGCAGACAUGAGUUGUUUGAAUUAUUCAAUAAAAAAAAUCACGAGGAUCGC
Molecule: messenger RNA, 2285 nt
Organism: Sphaeramia orbicularis (orbiculate cardinalfish)
Lineage: Eukaryota; Metazoa; Chordata; Actinopteri; Kurtiformes; Apogonidae
Gene: cers6
Product: ceramide synthase 6
Exons: 11
Coding region: 35-1426 (463 amino acids)
Biological process (GO): ceramide biosynthetic process
Cellular component (GO): membrane
Molecular function (GO): DNA binding; sphingosine N-acyltransferase activity
Source: RefSeq, a predicted model, not a curated record